GAGAGAGAGGCGGCGAGGAUGGGGCGGAAGUGGAACGAGCUGCUGUCGUCGGCUCCAUGGAGGACGGGGGAGGCGGCAGAGGACGAGGACGCGGCAAGGAUGAGCCGAGAGGGGAAGGUCAGCGUCACCAGCAACCCCGAGGAGAUGCCCACCAUGAGCGUGCCCUGGAGCAGACGCCCGGACCUCGACCUCACCAUCGACGACUUCGAGGAGGACGAGAUCGACCCCGAGCUGCGCUACUCCUUCCAGCGGAACAGCAGGGUACCCUUGCUUGUUAGCUCCUCGCCGUUCUGGGGAGAUUGUGACCCUGUCCCUGGAACACGCUGUCAGGUUCAGAAUCCUUAUAAACUUGUGCAGGAAAUGUCACCGAUAACAGCAUUAGCACUUUGUAAAAUUGCAGUUGCUGAAGGAUAG
Zea mays is the source of this 414-nucleotide messenger RNA. RefSeq lists its product as uncharacterized. The transcript has 3 exons. Lineage: Eukaryota; Viridiplantae; Streptophyta; Magnoliopsida; Poales; Poaceae. Gene Ontology annotation, cellular component: chloroplast envelope. The record is from RefSeq and is a predicted model, not a curated record. Bases 19 to 414 code for a protein of 131 amino acids.